AGAUUGGAGGUUCUUGAUUUAAGUGGCAACUUUCUCGAUAACAGUAUAUUAUCAUCUCUAGCUGGUCUCACUUCAUUAAAAACACUACAUCUAUUUCAUAAUAGAUUGAAUGGAACUGUAAUUGUUCAAGGAGUUGAAUCGUUGAGGAACUUAGGGGAGCUGGAUUUGAGUGGAAACCAGAUUGGCAAAUUUGUUUUUCCUAAAGAUUUCAAAGGUUUGAGAAAGUUGAAUGCCCUUUAUCUAGAGAAUCUAAAAAAUAUUGAUGGAAGCACUUUGUUACAGUCAUUGGGGUCAUUCUCAUCCUUAAAGAAACUUGACUUGAGCUAUAGUAAUUUCAGACGUGGAACAAUGACUACUCAAGAGUUGAAGAAUUUGACCAAUGUGGAAGACUUGAUCUUGGAUUAUUCCUCUCUUCACAUAACCAUUCUUCGAAGCUUUGGAGCUUUCACUUCGCUUAAACGUUUGUCGAUGAAGAACUGUAAACUUAGUGGCAUCUUGCACAAUCAAGGUGUUCCUAAUUUCAAGAAUUUGAAAUCUUUAUUCAUGGAUGGCACUGCCCUCAACAUUAGCUUUUUCCAAAUAAUAAAGCCCAUGGCUUCUCUUGAGAUUUUAUCAUUGGCUAGUUGUGGACUCACAGGCACACUGCCUAACCAAGGUCUGUGCAAGCUGAAGCAACUAAAAGAGCUGUAUAUGAACAAUAAUGAGCUAAGGGGUACCUUGCCUUGGUGCUUGGCGAAUUUGACUUCUCUUCAAGUAUUGAAUAUCUCUUUCAAUGAAAUUAAUGAAAGCAUCUCCUCAUCACCCCUCAAACAUCUAAUAUCCAUCCAAUAUCUUUUCGUGUCACACAAUCACUUCAAAAUCCCAAUUUCACUUGAACCUUUUUUCAACCAUUCGAAACUUAAGAAGUUCUAUGGUGAAAAUAACCAAAUAUAUAAAGAAAUUGAGUCGCAUUCUUUGGCCCCACGAUUCCAAUUAAAUUCCUUCGUAUUGGGUGGUUAUGGAGAUGGUGGCACAUUUCCCAAAUUUCUUUAUCAUCAAUAUGACUUGGAUGAAGUUGAUCUCUCUCACUUAAAUUUAAAGGGAGAAUUUCCAAAUUGGUUGUUAGAGAACAACACAAAACUAGAAACACUUCUUCUAGUCAAUAACUCCCUUUCUGGACCUUUCCAAUUGUCAAUUCAUCCUCACCAACAUUUGACAAAUUUAGAUAUCUCAGUCAAUUUCUUCCACGGUCACAUUCCAAUUGAGAUUGGGGCAAUUCUACCAAGGUUAAUAUGUUUAAACAUUUCUAUAAAUGCGUUUAACGGUAGCAUUCCAUCUUCUAUUGGUGACAUGAACUCAUUGGAAAGUCUAGACUUUUCCAAUAAUGAAUUUUUAGGUGAAAUACCUGAACAUUUGGCCAUGGGUUGCUUCUCAUUGCGGUUGCUAGCGUUAUCAAACAACCAUUUGGAAGGUCACUUAUUCUCUAGAAAUUUUAAUCUGACAAAGUUGAUGUGGUUACAAUUGGACAACAAUAACUUGACUGGAUAUAUCCCAGAAAGUUUGUCUAAUUGCUCUUUGAAAGAAUUGUAUCUUGGCUAUAACCAUUUUAGUGGUAAAGUCGCAGGGUGGUUGGGAAACAUGUCAGAUUUGGUAGAUUUUAUGAUGCCCAAUAACGAACUUGAAGGUCCAAUUCCAAUGGAGUUCUGUAAACUUAAUUUUCUUGAAAUUUUGGACCUUUCGGAGAAUAAUAUCUCUGGGUAUUUACCAUCUUGUUUACAACCUUCCAAAAUCAAACAAGUUCACUUGUCAAGAAAUAGGUUACAAGGACAACUCAAUGAUACAUUCUAUUAUAGCCUUUCUUUGGAGACAUUAGAUCUUCACCAUAAUUUCUUCACCGGUAACCUUCCAAACUGGAUUGACAGGCUUUCUCUAUUACGUUACCUCAUCUUGGGUAAUAAUAACUUGGAAGGUGAACUGCCUUUGCAAUUGUGCGAGUUAGACCAAUUACGUCUUAUGGAUCUUUCUCAUAACAAUUUUACAGGUUUCAUUCUUCCUUGCUUAAAUAUGAGUGAACGCUAUAACAAAGGUUAUGAUGCUGCAACUCUAACUUCUGGUUUUCUGGAUCAAGUUCCUGCUUACAGCCCUUUGCCUGCAUUUGCUUAUUCUCAAAUUGGGCCUCCAAGUAUUGAGGAAGAAACAAUAGAUUUCACAACAAAGAAUACGACAUACUCUUACCUGUGGAGAAUUCUCAUGUAUAUGUCUGGAAUCGAUCUUUCUAGCAAUAAACUAAUAGGUGAAAUUCCUCAUCAGAUAGGAAACCUUACUAUGCUCCAUAGUUUAAACUUCUCGCAUAACAACUUGACAGGUCCAAUUCCUUCAGAAAUUUCAAACCUCAAGGGAAUUGAGAGUUUGGAUCUUUCCUACAAUAACUUGAAUGGUAAAAUCCCUCCUAAGUUUGUUGAGCUUUCUAAUUUGGCGGUUUUCGCAGUAGCACACAACAACUUAUCAGGUAAGACCCCUGAAAGCGUUAACCAAUUUGCAACAUUUGAGGACAUUUGCCUACGGGGAAACCCUGCUUUGCGGACUUCCUUUGUCAAAAAUAUGCAAGGAAAUUGA
This is a messenger RNA of Pistacia vera, 2595 nucleotides long. RefSeq names its product receptor-like protein 1. Lineage: Eukaryota; Viridiplantae; Streptophyta; Magnoliopsida; Sapindales; Anacardiaceae. The record is from RefSeq and is a predicted model, not a curated record. Bases 349 to 2595 code for a protein of 748 amino acids. Gene Ontology annotation, molecular function: protein binding. The transcript has 6 exons.